This is a messenger RNA of Chara braunii, 1120 nucleotides long. The record is from the annotation of a GenBank genome assembly. Lineage: Eukaryota; Viridiplantae; Streptophyta; Charophyceae; Charales; Characeae.
GAAGUUCAGGGUGGAGGUGGUGAUGCACAAAAGCUCGCUUCCGACUUGGCGGGGAAGGCUACUUCAACGAGGCAAGAGGACGGUGACGUUGUUGCUGCGACGCUGACGUGGCAAUCAAUCAAGGCGGAAGGUGGGCGGACUUGAACGGGCAAAAGUGCGCAGAGCUGCGGACAUGCCGUUACCCGGGAGUUUGGCUCAGAAGGUCCAUCGGCAAGCCGCAGCCGCUGUAGGGCGUGUUUUGGCGGCAGAUGCUUCGAAGCAGAAUGGCGCCUCAAUCAAGCGGUUGGCCUUGGCGCCAUCGAAUGUCGCAAAGCGCGCCACAUUUGCACUCAUUUGCGAAACGUUGAAAUAUCUUGGAGUCAUAAAGGAGGUAUGGAACUCCUCAGAUAUCCUGAAGCGCAAUAAAAAGGUAAAGCCCGAGCUGGCGUAUGUUUUGUUGUACGACCUAUUAUUUGGUGAGGGUCUUUCUCCACAUGGCGAUGCUGAGAGGGUUAUCUUUGCAUGCAAAAGCACGCUCAAGGCGACCCUUGCUCGGUUAAUGGUGAAGCGACAGGUGGCGGAUGUCCGAGAUCUUCUGCCAGAGACAGCUAAGCAAACAGCUCCUACACUGCGACAUCUCCGUGUAAAUACAUUAAAAAUUUCGGUCGAUGAAGCGUUGACUCAGCUGCGUUCUCAUCCCAGCACUUGUGAGGUGAAACGGGAUGACCUGCUGCCUGAAGUCCUUGUGCUUCCCUCGGGCACAGAUGUACACAAUCAUCCAAUGGUGAAGAAAGGCUCCUUGAUCUUGCAGGGAAAAGCCAGCUGCCUUCCUGCGCGUUCGCUUCAGCCAGAUCCUUCAUGGACGGUUCUCGACGCAUGUGCUGCACCAGGAAACAAGACGACACACCUUGCAGCCAUGAUGAAUGGUAAAGGUUGUGUGAUGGCAUGUGAUGCAGAUGCCAGAAGGUUGAAGAGGCUCAAGGAGGCAGUGGAACUUGCAGGCGCCAAAAACGUCCGUGUGAUUCAUCAAGACUUUCUGAAGAUUGACAGGACAGAUCCAUCCUUCAAGAAGGGUUUCCCCGUUCUCAGCUCGUAACAAGUUGUCUAGGAAUACCUUUCUCGGACUUUUGGCUAAGUAAGA